AUGCGAUGGGCCAGAGAUAUCUACCCCAGUUCAGAUACCUACUCCGAGUCCGAGACAACGUGGGAGAAAGGAAUUGAAAAGGCGAAGAGGAACUUUAGAGACUUAGCUGAAGCAUAUUCCUUAGGCAAGGUCAUAGACAGAGGCGGAUCAAAAGUCUCUCGCCUAGCAAUGAGCAAGGUCGCAAUAUCGGUAUAUAGACUAAACAAAGGCUGCGAAAGAAUUCUAACAAAGGAGUUUAUCGAAAUAAUACCCUACCCAAUAUUAAAUAGUAAUGUGAGGACGGAGAUAGAGAAACUCUAUAAUUCGCGUAUAAACACCAGCUCCACUACCAUGGCUAUUAAAAAACCACUUACUCCACAAUCGAUAUCUAGCAUUGUAGAUGUAGAUGAUGACUCGCAGCAAUUCGAUAUUGUAAACUGCUAUAAGGGUUUUUUGGAGGCCAAUCCAGACAUUCCAAUGCCAAUAGCAGCAAUAGAAUCUUUAAUCGAAUUUAUUAAGCACAGUAAAGCAACGACACUUUCCGAAUUUAUGAAAUCUCUUGAGGAGGGAAGUGAAUCAUUGAAGAGCUCUACACGAAAUUCGAUCUCCCUCUCCGCGGGGACAGACUUAUUUCUGAGAUUUGUCACCCGGACAUCUCAUGAUGUUACGAAUCUUGAUGCUUGCAAAGAGCAUCUAAUGGAAAGUGGCAAAGUCCUCGUGGAAAAGGCAAUUGCAGUUAGACACAAGGUGGCCGAAUUGGGUGUUCAGUUCAUAAAAGACGAUGCCCGUGCAGCAGCGUGUAAGAAGAGAUUUAAAGUGUAUGUCACCGAAUCAAGACCCAGUUCACUAGGUCUGCGUUCAGUCAAAACAUUGCGCAAGUCAGGCAUCCCAGCCACCGUUAUACUAGAUACGGCUGUUGGAUAUGUCAUUGGCAAAGUAGAUGCGGUUUUCGUUGGAGCAGAGGGCGUUGUCGAGAAUGGUGGCUUGAUCAAUGCGAUCGGUACUUAUCAAUUAGCCAUAGUUGCCAAAGCUGCCAAUAAACCCUUCUAUGCAGUACUUGAGAGCUACAAAUUCCUUCGUCUAUUUCCCCUGAAUCAAUACGAUCUUCCAACACACACACCAGACUUGCUAUCAUUCCCAGACUUGGAUAAUCGAUUCAGCCACAUAAGCGGUCACAUGAGAAUAAGCGAUAAAUACGAGCACAAUCACAAGCAAGUCGACAGCAAGGAUGAAACGGAUGAGGUUGAAGAUUAUGAGUCGAACAAUCCAACGGUAGAUUACACUCCACCAGAAUAUAUCACUCUACUUUGUACAGACUUGGGCGUUCUAACACCAUCAGGAGUCAGUGAUGAAUUGAUCAAGUUACAUUUGUAUUAA
Paraglomus brasilianum is the source of this 1356-nucleotide messenger RNA. NCBI's taxonomy places the organism in Eukaryota, Fungi, Glomeromycota, Glomeromycetes, Paraglomerales, Paraglomeraceae. The record is from the annotation of a GenBank genome assembly.